Messenger RNA from Fimicolochytrium jonesii, 1559 nucleotides. RefSeq lists its product as uncharacterized. The record is from RefSeq and is a predicted model, not a curated record. The transcript has 10 exons. Gene Ontology annotation, molecular function: nucleic acid binding; exonuclease activity. Gene Ontology annotation, cellular component: nucleus. NCBI's taxonomy places the organism in Eukaryota, Fungi, Chytridiomycota, Chytridiomycetes, Spizellomycetales, Powellomycetaceae. The coding region runs from base 81 to 1229 and encodes 382 amino acids.
UUCUACAACGAGUUUCGGCGGUUGUACAUGCCAUUUUUGAGCAGAAAACCAAAGGUCGCGCAUGAAGAUGCCGUAAGUUGAUGAUGAAGGCAACCGCCGCAUCGUACACCCAUGUGGCAAUGUCUAUCUUGAAGAGAUUGAGAGCACGGCAACCAGCUACGUGUGACGAGGAUGUUGGCAUUGAUGGAGAAUAUGUGCCUAUCGCAGACAAGAAGCCAGUCGGGGUUCCUCUAGCAGGGUUGGAAAAAUUGAUGGCAUCAGAAGAUCAACUCCGAUUGAUGGGAUACCCGUUCCCAGCGGAGCAGCGGACAGAGACUCCGCCUGGGAACGGAUCGAAAGGGGAGAACCUGGCGGAUCCAGAUCGGAAGAGAUGCAGCCGAUGUGGGAAGAACUUUGUACCUAAAUGGCCAUUGGAACAUCUGGAAUGGGAAGAGUGCAACUACCACUGGGGCUUCAAACGAGUUGUCGUUCAGUCAGGAGUUAAGGAAGCCAUUUGGUCGUGCUGUCAAAGCCCAGUGCACUUGCAGGGCGCCUGCACGAAAGGUCCCCAUGUCUUUGCAGAAGACGACACGGCUCAACUGGAUGCUCGGAUACCGUUUCAGACGCUUCCGGAAAACUCGCCAGAUAGUAAGAAAGUGGUUGCUCUUGACUGCGAAAUGUCGUAUACCGUCGGGGGCAUGGAGCUCACGCGCGUCACUGUGGUGGAUUAUGGUGGCGAAUCUCUCCUGGAUGAGCUCGUGCGGACAAAGUUUCCUGUUCUUGAUCUGAACACCAAGUGGUCUGGAGUGACGAGCCUCGACGAUGCGAAGUACGAUUUGGCAGGGAUUCAAGUGGAGUUGGGAAAGAUCAUGGACCGCAACACUAUUAUGAUUGGGCAUGGAUUGGAGAACGAUUUGAACGCUAUGCGAGUACGUACGUGGUCUGUAUGCAUGGUCGUGGCCUCUUCCAGACAACUUAAUGCUCUCGUGUCACAUCUCCAGCUAUACCACUCGAAGGUUAUCGACACCGCUGCCUUAUAUCCCCAUCCUGAGGGCUUGCCCAAGCGCCGUCCAUUGCGGCUGGUAACGCAGAAGGUGCUAGGUCGGUUCAUUCAGCAAGGCACGCAAGGUCACGACUCGAAGGAGGACGCAAAGGCCUGUAUUGAUAUUGUCAAGAAAUUUUUGGAAAAAGCACAUACUUGUAACACCUUCACGGAACACUCACUUGUACAUACAACAAUUAUCGCUUAGACCCCAUCAACACAGCACAUUCACCCAAGCGGGAUUGGCAGUAAAUGGCGUAUUCAUUCAUAACGUAGUUUCCUUUUCGUUUCUCGAGGCAAAUUUUGGUGGAAAUACAGAGGAGCGUAACCUGAGCCAUGGUUGCUUUCCCUACAUUGUUCCACGAGAUACAUACACGGAGAAUAACCAAGGAUCGGCGUACUAGAUCUACGUUCUUGAGGCCUCGGCCUCGCUUCGAUCUAUGCCAGAGACUCCGUACAUCUGUUAGGUGUGCAGCAUAUUUGUUGAAUCGUUGGGAUGAAUGCAUCUUUUUCUUGUUAUAAUCGAAGCCCCGGAGGA